Messenger RNA from Salvia miltiorrhiza (redroot sage), 1653 nucleotides. RefSeq lists its product as uncharacterized. The transcript has 10 exons. Lineage: Eukaryota; Viridiplantae; Streptophyta; Magnoliopsida; Lamiales; Lamiaceae. The record is from RefSeq and is a predicted model, not a curated record. Bases 1 to 1653 code for a protein of 550 amino acids.
AUGGCUCUGAGGACUCGGAGAUCAAAACUGUGCAGAAAGUCGAAUUAUGAAUUACAAGAUGAGGAGAUCGAGAUUUAUGAGCAACAAAUCAAACAAGCAGCUAUUGAUCAGCAAGUUGCCAAUAAAAUAAAGGAGCAUGGACAGCAGGAUAGUGUUAUGAAAUCACAACCAAAAAUUAGUCAAGUAGCUCGGGGACAACAGGCUAUUGGGGGUCAAGAUAUGACUUUGAGGACUCGAAAAUCAAUUGCACAAAGAAAGUUGAACCAUAGAUUACAAGAUGAGGAUGUAUCUCAUAGAUUACAAGAUGAGGAAGAGAUACAGGAAUACGAACAGCAAAGUACCAAUCAAACAGAAGAGAAUGAGCAACAAUUGCAGCCAGAAUUUAGUGAGGGACAAGGUUCAUCAAAGAAAAGUCGGGGUCCAACUUACUUACCUAAUCUUUGGGCAAGAAACUCAAAUGAAGGGCGCAUACUUGUGAAUUUCAACAAGAGAGGUCAGCCUAUUGGCCCCAAUAAAAAGAUUUUUACGGGGUUUUUGGGUACAUUGGCAAGAAAUAGCAGGUUUACUCCUCUUGACAUUGAAGACUGGCGAAAAAUGCCAAAAAUAAGAAAGGAUGAAUUACUAAGGAUGGUGAAGGAGAGAUUCGAAGUUCCCAAAGAUGCAGACCAUUGGAUUUUGUUGUCUAUAGGCAAAAAGAGGAGACAUUGGAAAUCUAGAGUCAAAGGUGGGUCUUUUGUUCCUACAUUAGCGAUCGAGAAUCAGGCCCACAAUAGACCUAUUCGGGUACAUGAAGAUCAGUGGAAGAAUUUGUUAUCAUAUUGGGCAAAAGAAGAUGUACAGGAAAUAAGUGAUAAAAAUAGAGAUCAUAGAAAGUGUUCUUCUAUGCAACAAACUACUGGAAAGAUAAGUUUUGCCGAAGUUGAGGAAGAGUUGAAAGAAAAAUUGGGUCGAUCCCCAUCACGUGUCGAGAUGUUUGAAGCUUGUUACACUGAUCUCAGUGGUAACCCAUCAUCCGAUGAAGUUGGAGUUGCACUGGGAGAAAUGAAAGAAAUUCAAUCUAAAUUUUCAACUGAUUUCCAAGAUUCAGUUGGACCAAGUGACACAUUUUCUAGAGUUAUGGGCAAAGAACCCCGUGGUAGAGUACGAAUGAUUGGUUUAGGUGUUAACCCUUCUGACAUAUCAGGUGGUGUUCCUAGUCGUAGUGAGUGUUAUCGAAUGUUUUUGGAAAAUCAAGAAGCGCUGGUAAGAAUGGAAGAAAAAGUAAACGCAGCGACAACUCUGAUUGCAAGUUUAACAAAAAAAAUGCAGCAGAAUACUAGUUUUUCUACAGGACAGCAACCUACAUCUCCGAGUCAGUCGUCCAACUCAGUAAAUAUAGGACACUCUUUUCAGGUUGGGGAUGAGGUGCUUUUGAAAAGCUUAUUCAAUUCUAGAAAAGCUGUGGCAAAAGGUCGUAUUCGUAGUGUUGAUCCAAAUCAAGAAGUUGGAGGAAAACGACUUGGACUACAAUGGUGUGAAGUUCAAGUUUCAGUUCCAAUAGAAUGGGAUGAAGAACUAAUUAGGCCGUAUUCAAAUUUGUCUACAAUUGGAGACGCAAUCGGAACAUGCGUUGCAUGGCCUCACCACUUGGUGAAAGCCGAUGAUUUGGAUUGA